AUGAGAUUGUUCUUCCCGACCUCCGACAACAACAACCCCCAUUGGCUCAGGACUGGACUGAUCGGCUUGACGUCACAAAGGAAUGUUUGCUGGAGAGUGAAAUGCAAGGGAAAAGGAUUGAUUUUUAAGUGCUCGGUUGCUGUAGAAUGUUCGUUUGAUUCUCGCUUUCUCGAACUAUUGCUCUCUCUCUCUCUCUCUUUCUCUCUCUCGCUCUCUUUCUCUGUCUGUGUCUGUGUUUGCAGGUGCGAGCACUGCGGCUCAACCGAAACAAAAACAGUGGGUCAUGCCGAGCCCACCCCCGAGGAGAAGCACUUCAAGGCCAACACUGUUGAAGUGGCAGCAUGUUCGAAGUGCGGCGGCCAAACGCGAUUUCCUCGCUACAACGAUCCAGCAAAGUUGCUUCAGACCCGAACCGGGCGUUGUGGUGAGUGGGCCAACUGCUUUACGCUCGUGUGCCGUUCCCUAGGCUACGAAGCUCGACAUGUGCAUGACUGGACAGACCAUGUUUGGACCGAAGUCUUCUCGGACUCCAAGCGAAGGUGGUUGCAUGUCGAUUCUUGUGAAGCGGCACUGGACUCCCCUCUCAUGUACGAGAAGGGCUGGGGGAAGAAGCUGACAUACUGCAUCGGCUUCGCUCGAGAUCACGUGAUGGAUGUGACCAGGCGAUAUACGCAAUGCUUCGAGGAGUUGCUCCCCCGGCGGACGCAGUGCUCAGAAGAGGAGUUGAAGAAAGCUGUGAGCGCGAUCGACGAGUUCGCCUUGGAUCGAUCGUUAGUGCAGUAUCCCGCGACUGUGGCUGCUGCUCGCCGCGCUCUGCUCUUUGCGAGGGCUGAUGCCGAAGCACAGGAGACAACGCACGUCGCCACAAAGGCCGAGGAGGUCGGGCGCACCAGUGGAGAUGCCUCCUGGCGCGCCCAGCGGGGCGAGCUUGGGGCCAACGAUGCGGCAAAGAAGAAGGCCCUUGAGUGCUCGGAAACGGGCUUGGAACAAGCAGGCACAUCACUCCCCUCGACGGGGUACAAAGGUGCGCAGGACGCGCAGGCAGCCCUACGGGCGAGGGUGGCCAAGUUGAUGGCCACAGGGCUUUCGGCGAACGAUGCCUUGUUGAAGGUGCUUGAGGAGGCGAAGCAGAAGGCUUGUUGA
Molecule: messenger RNA, 1143 nt
Organism: Symbiodinium sp. CCMP2592
Lineage: Eukaryota; Dinophyceae; Suessiales; Symbiodiniaceae
Source: the annotation of a GenBank genome assembly